AAUCAUCCAUGAAUAAGUUGCAGCUGUGCUUGAAAAUCAGCUUCUGCUUGUUAAUGACAAGCAUCUUCUUGACAUGCAGCGUUCUGCUCUUAGAUAUUUCGGAUGACUUGAAAAAGCAGAACAAUGACAACGCGAUGAUGAACAUCACUGAGAAUCCAGAUGGUUGCAAAAUUAUCAUCUAUCAAGUCAGACCUUUGGAUAUGUGCGUCGCUCUGGGCCGUUUAAAUGACCUGCCCGCCUGCGUUCGUUACAUGAAUGAAAUUCUGAAAAAAGUUUUAAUUCAGAGUGUAAUCAAAGCAAACCAGUCCAAAGUACUUGCAAUGUAAUAUUGC
This is a messenger RNA of Gryllus bimaculatus (two-spotted cricket), 332 nucleotides long. Lineage: Eukaryota; Metazoa; Arthropoda; Insecta; Orthoptera; Gryllidae. The record is from the annotation of a GenBank genome assembly.